Molecule: messenger RNA, 2102 nt
Organism: Dermatophagoides farinae (American house dust mite)
Lineage: Eukaryota; Metazoa; Arthropoda; Arachnida; Sarcoptiformes; Pyroglyphidae
Source: RefSeq, a predicted model, not a curated record
UUUUUUUCGUUGUUGCCAUCAUCAUCAUCAUCAUCUUCAUCAUCAGCAUCAACAUCAUCGAGGCCAAAGAGAUUUUAUGAUUGAAACCAUGAAAACAUUCAAUCUCUAUGCUUGGUAACAAAAAAAAUUUGGUCACGGCCACAUACACACAUACAUACAAACAAUUAUGAUUCAAUCAAUCCAUUUUGAUUUUGUUCAUGUUUAGUUUUUGAUUUCAUUUUUUUUUCUCUCUAUAUCUAACUCUCUCCUGCUUACUUGAUGUUUAAUGGAUGGACAUUGAUAAUGAUGAUGAUAACAGUGGUGGUGGUGGUGGUCUUGUCCAUAUACAAACACUUUUGAAUUCAAGUUUUGUCUCUCGUUUAUGCGAAAAUAUCUUCACUUUCACUUUUUUUUUUAUUUCAUUUCUUAUACAAUGAUGAUUAUCAGCUAUUUCUCAAUUCGAAAGAAGUAGAAAACAUUUUUUUCAACUUGAAAUUUUGAAAUUUUCUUGUCCUCGAACUGUCGUUGUGAGUUGUUCGAGCUGAUUUCAGAUCGCCAUCAUCAUCAUUAUCAUCAUCGCCGAAUGGACAAACAACGAAAGAAAGAGAAAAAAAAACAUUCCAUCAACAGUUGAUUGAGUAACCAAUUGAGCAAAUUUCACUCUAUGUUUGAAAAAAAAUUACCUUUUACCAUUCGAAUUGAUAUUUGUUUUUCUCUCUCUCUCUCUCUCUCUCGCUAUGGAUUCGAUUCAAUCGUCUCUUUUUUUGUUGUCAAUUUGAUCCAUGAUCCAAUCAAACGUCAACAAUUAUAAUUAUCGAUGGUCACAAUAACGGCUCCACCUUUGAAAAUUGUUUAUUCCAUUGUUUGUUUACGAUUUGAUGAAUGAAAAUUCUUUGUAUUGAAAAAUACCAAAGACCAACAAUACCAUCAAUCGAUUUCCCGAUUAUUUUCUUAUAACAUAAUUGGCAUUUUUAUUGGAAAAAUCAAUCAAUCAAUCAAAUUGAGUGUGUGUGUGUGUGUGUGUUUCGCUGGUUUUUCCAACAUCAAGAUAUAAUAUAUCAAAUAUAAAUAUAUAACAGAAAAAAAUGCAUCAAUGUUGGUCAUUUCUUUACAUUGCCAUCAAGAUGACAUUAUUAAGUCUAAUAGGCAUCUAUCUUUUAUUGGUAUUAAAACCAUUAUUUUUUGUACAAAUAUCUGCACAUCGUAUGACGAUUGAUUUAAGCUAUAAAAUGGAUGCAAAAAUAAUGAAAUGGAUUACAGCACGACCAUAUGAAUUACGAAUAUUAAGUCGUGAUAAAAAAAUUGGUAAUCAAACCAUUCGAAUUCAAUCGGAUGAAAUAUUCAUGGCUACUCAUACGGGUACUCAUAUGGAUGCACCGAAUCAUUUCGGUGGAAAAGAUAAAUGGUCUAUUGCCGAUAUACCAUUAGAGAAUCUUAUUGAACGUCCAUUGGUCAUUGUUGAUGUUGUUGGUCAAUCACAAAGUCAACGUGAUUAUCAAACGACUGUUGAUGAUCUUAUGGAAUGGGAACAGAAAAAUGGUCCAAUCGAAUCCGGUUCAGUUGUUAUUAUACGUACGGGUUGGUCAAGAUUUUGGCCAAAUAAACUGGAUUAUUUUGGUACUGAUACAACCGAUGAUAAAUUGGCACAUUUUCCCGGAUUACAUCCAUUAGCUGCUCGUUGGUUAGUUGGAAAAGAAAUAGUUGGUGUCGGUAUUGAUGGUCCUUCAAUUGAUUGUGGCCAAUGUAAUGAUUAUAUGUCACAUGUUAUUCUAAAUGAAAAUAAUAUUUACAUUUUGGAAAAUUUGGAUCAAUCUAUAUUCGAUAUAAAUCCAGUCGGUGCAACAUUAACUGUAUUACCAAUGAGAUUAUCAGAUUCAAGUGGAUGUCCAGUAAGACCAAUAGCACAAUUUUCACAUGAUCAUCAUUCAAUGAAUGAUGGUCAUAUAAUAAAAUCAUCAUCAUCAAUCAUCAUGAUGAUCAUAUUAAUUAUCUCAACAUUAUUUUUAUAAUUUGUCCAUCAGAUGGCGAAACUUGUCAUCAUCGAACAAUUCCAUAUAAAAAUCUUUUUCUUUUUGAAAACUUCAUUUUUGUAUAGAUAUUUUUAAAAAAAAAAAUUUUUUUUU